Laetiporus sulphureus 93-53 is the source of this 896-nucleotide messenger RNA. RefSeq lists its product as uncharacterized. The record is from RefSeq and is a predicted model, not a curated record. The transcript has 6 exons. Lineage: Eukaryota; Fungi; Basidiomycota; Agaricomycetes; Polyporales; Laetiporaceae. Bases 306 to 770 code for a protein of 154 amino acids.
GCGACAGAAGGAACAUGCGGAAUCCUCUACUCUUUCGACUCCACGGCGCCAGUCAGCAUGCGAGGUGGAGUCACGCUCAGAGCUUAGGAAGCGAUCCGAUGUGCCCAUUACGGCAUUCGGGAUGCUCGCUACGGCGAACGGUGCGGACGUCGUGGACCUCUCCUCUCACAAAGUAAGUCAUCUUUCUUCGAGUUCUGACGUGCGAGGCUGCCCAGGCCAAGAUAGUCCAGGCACUUUGAUAACGGCGUUGAUGGUGCAAUUAUCCGAAGCGGAGCUUGUCGACGGGAUUUUGACGACCUCAGCAUAUGGAACUCGUUGUAAUUGUUCUAUACUCAGGGUGGUCCGUCGAGCAUCGCUGUCAAUUGACGAAUGCCAGCCUCUCGGUGCAGUAUCUGAGCGCACAGGCAUUCGCGGCUCAGGCUGCAUGGCACAAUCUCUCAACACCAGCCACUGUCAGCAUCAUAUACGUCUGGCUGACAUUGACAGCAUCAGGUCGAGACGGACCUAACUAUCCCUUGGCACAGACACGGGAUGCACGGUGGCGACCUGUCCGCUCGGAACCUUUCUUCCAUAUUGGAUGUCUCACAAAGAUGGCAAGCCUUGACGGUCAUUCUGCGGGUAUGGCGCGGUCAAUCACUGGUAGCGUGCUUUUCCAAGCUUUCUCCACACAGUCACCCGAGGCGAUGCUCCGUACGCGAAGUCACGGGAAUGGCACAGCGCACAUGCGUAUGAUAUAUCCAGCGGAUCAUAGAAUCAUCAUCAUCAAAUGAACGGAUCGAACGUGGCCUUCAUGUCACUCCGUUCUGCUCCUUUCAUUCUGUGCGGAACCCCACAUUGGACUCAGUUGAGGAGUCAAUAUGAACUUACUGGGUGCGAAGCCAUGAGGAACGUUUAGC